This is a messenger RNA of Aspergillus heteromorphus CBS 117.55, 1128 nucleotides long. Its product is annotated as translocation channel protein TIM22. Gene Ontology annotation, biological process: protein insertion into mitochondrial inner membrane. Lineage: Eukaryota; Fungi; Ascomycota; Eurotiomycetes; Eurotiales; Aspergillaceae. Gene Ontology annotation, cellular component: TIM22 mitochondrial import inner membrane insertion complex. The transcript has 3 exons. Gene Ontology annotation, molecular function: transmembrane protein transporter activity. The record is from RefSeq and is a predicted model, not a curated record. The annotation marks the transcript as partial.
GCUCUGCUCUGUCUCUGUCUGACACGACUCCACGCCACACGAAGUGUACCAGCCAGCCCUCUCUGGACACUGACACUGACGCCUCUCUCCCUUCUCCUCCUCCUCCCCCUCCCCCUCCUCGAUCCGAAUAACGGAAAUAAGAGAAACUGUUCAGAAUGAGCUUCCCCGGAAUGACUCCCCCGAUGGGCGGGCUCGGCGGCGCUGCUGCUGGUGCUGGUGCUGGCGCAGGCGCGCAGGGCAUGAGUGAUCAGGAGCAGGCUAUGGUUAAGGGGAUGCAAGCAGCUAUGGAAUCCUGCCCCAUGAAGACCGUCAUCUCCGGAACAAUGGGCUUCGGUCUCGGUGGUGUAUUCGGCUUGUUCAUGGCUAGUAUGUCCUACGACUCCACCCUCACCCCGCAAGGCCAAGCCAUCGCCGACCUCCCCUGGCGCGAACAAGUCCGCCGCGGCUUCAAAGACAUGGGCAGCCGCUCGUGGUCCAGCGCCAAGAACUUCGGCAUCGUGGGCGCGCUCUACGCCGGCACCGAGUGCUGCGUCGAGGGCCUGCGCGCCAAGAACGACCUCACGAAUAGUGUCGCCGCCGGGUGCAUUACCGGCGGCAUUCUGGGGGCGAAGGCGGGUCCCCAGGCUGCUGCCGCGGGGUGUGCGGGUUUCGCGGCGUUUAGUGCUGCGAUUGAUGCGUAUAUGCGGAUGCCGGAGAAGGAUGAUUGAUGAUUAUUUAGGUGGAAUGACUAGGUGGUUGGGUUGGGUUUUUUUGGUGUGGGGGUGGGGAUGGAGGGGGAGAGGGGGUUGCUUUGUUACAUGGACGGGACGGCGUUUGUGCUUGUAUUUGUGUUUCUGUUUGGACCGGGUGCAUUGUUUAUGGUGUUUGGGUUUCAUUUCUUUCUUAUGGGGUGAGAUAGAGGUGCGGUUAGGUCAGUGUUGCUGCUGCUGCUGCUGCUGCUGCUGGCUGGCUGGCUGAUGGUGAUGCUGACGAUGCGGCUACAUGUGGCUAGCCUAUGCCUAUGCCUAUUCCUGUGGGCUGGCUUGGCUUGGCCAUGUUGGGGUGCGAUGGGGUUCAGACUCAACUCAAUUGUAUACUAUACUAUGUAUGUGUAGAUAGACACUACCUAUAGAUCUGAUAAUUAUCUCG